GUGUUCUAAAAACAGCAACCACUAAAAUAUUUAAACUUUGAAGAUAAUAUAAUUUAUUUUCAAAAACCACUUUCCUAUGGAAAAAGGAUUAGUCAUGAAUAAGGUUGAUGACAAGGAAACCUGAUAAAAGGCUGCCUGCAGUACAAGGGACAAAAGAGCCAGUGGUCUGAACUGGAAAUUGGCAGUGAAGAUGAAAAGUAAUGGACGGAUUCAGAAAUCAGCAGGACUUAGUGACUGACUGAUCAAAUGACCAAAAAAGAAAAAAAAAAAAAUCACACCAGCCCUAUUUUUCUGUCCCUGAUAACUGAGUGGAUGUCUGUCCUUCUGGCUCUGGCCAGUAUCACCUCUAAACACUAGGCCUGUUGGGCUUUCUGGAUCCACAUACCCAAGUCAUCAUGCUGUUUGGUGACGUCAUGCAUAUACCUUCACAAAGGCAGAUGAUGUGAGGGCAGUCACCUACAAUCCCAUCCUUCCCUGCUGUAGUAUUGGGUUUGCCUGUGAAAAGGCAGUUGGGUUGUGUCUCUCAAACCAUGGCCAUCUGUCGAUGGUGAUCUUUGUUUGGAGAACUUGAAAGGUCAGGUUUGGAGACGUCAUUAACGAACAUGGAACUGCCACAUAGAAAUCGCUUUUACUCCCUGAGAUGUUCCAGCAAAUCACUGUAUUCACCAUCAAGUUACACAUCAAUAAUACAGAGACAAAACCUUGUCUGUUAUCUCAGAAACCCACACUAUGGCAGCAUUAUUUAUGCUGAUGGUCAUGGAGAAGUGUGGACAGACUGGAAUGACAUGUCCAAGUUUUUACAGUACGGAUGGAGAUGCACCACUAAUGAGAACUCCUAUUCGAACCGUACCCUGGUAGGCAACUGGAAUCAGGAAAGAUACGACCUGAAGAAUAUUGUAAAGCCUAAACCUUUGCCUUCCCAGUUUGGACAUGCCUUCGAAACAACAUAUGAUGCAAACUACAACAGGAAGAAGCUACAGUCAGCACAUAGAUUUAAACGAGAGCCUCACUGGUUUCCUGGACAUCAGCCUGAGCUGGAUCCUCCUCACUACAAGUGCACAGCGAAGUCAGCUUACAUGACUGACUACUUAGAACCUCAGCCCACGCAUUAGUCCUGCUGUGUAUAUGAUCCAAGUGUGAACCAGUCUUAGGACCCGGGAAUCUGAAAAAGAAGAAGUAGCUUCAUUUUUGUCUAGAGUAGACUGUAGAAAGGAACACAUGCUAAGCAGACUCAACAUCACUCUCAACAUGGUUGCUGUCUAAAUAAAGCACAGCACACCAAAAAAAAAAAAAAAAUCUCCAUGUUGUUUACUCUAACUGUCCUGGUGAAUUUUUAUCAGCUUCACACAAACCUAAACAUAUCUGGGAGGAGGGAAUUUUAAUUGAGAAAUUAUCUCCACACGGUUGCCCUGUAGGCAAGCCUGUAAUGGGUGUAUUUUCUUGAUUAGUGAUUGAUGUAGGAGGGACUAUCCAACAGGGGGCAGUGCCAUUGUUGGGCUGGUGGUCCUGGGUGCUAUAGGAAAGCAGGUUGAGCAAAGCCACAGAGAACAAGCCAGCAAGCAGCACUUCUUUAUGGUUCUCUAGUUUCCUAUCUUGAGUUCCUGCCCUAACUUUCCUGGAUGAUGGACUUAAAAGCUCUAAACUGAAAUAAAUGCUUUCCUUCCCAAGUU
This is a messenger RNA of Mus caroli (Ryukyu mouse), 1670 nucleotides long. It is a transcript of the gene Cfap68, whose product is annotated as cilia and flagella associated protein 68. Gene Ontology annotation, cellular component: nucleus. Gene Ontology annotation, biological process: flagellated sperm motility. The record is from RefSeq and is a predicted model, not a curated record. NCBI's taxonomy places the organism in Eukaryota, Metazoa, Chordata, Mammalia, Rodentia, Muridae.